This is a messenger RNA of Penicillium odoratum, 399 nucleotides long. RefSeq lists its product as uncharacterized. The transcript has a single exon. NCBI's taxonomy places the organism in Eukaryota, Fungi, Ascomycota, Eurotiomycetes, Eurotiales, Aspergillaceae. The coding region runs from base 1 to 399 and encodes 132 amino acids. The record is from RefSeq and is a predicted model, not a curated record.
AUGUCUUUCGGGUUCUCUGUUGGAGACCUUGUGCUUUGCACCCAGAUCGCCUAUCGCCUUGUCUCCUCUAUUACCACGACAGGUCGCAACGAAGCGUCCACCGAUCUGAGAGAACUCCAGGACGUUCUCUGGAGUCUCUGCUUCGCUUUGAGCAAUUUACAAGUCGCCUACGAUACCAUCCUGACCAGACCAAUCAAUCAAUUCGGAUACACUGCUAUUAUGAGUUUACAAAUGGCAUAUAUGAUUGGUUCGUGUCGGGAGACUUUGGAAAUACUGGUCAAUUCUACGGCAGACUAUCGGUCGGCAGUCAACAACUCUGGGGUGCAGAGUCAGAACACUCAUGGCAAUAUCAUGGGCUUUAUCUUCCCUCACUUCGGAUCCAAAAUCAGGGUCCAGUGA